CGACAUCAGGAUCCGUUAGUGACGUAACAUAAUGCGUAAACAUUGUUAACUGUAAUUUAAAUAAAUUAUUAUAUAUAUAUAUAUAUAUUGUAUAUUGUUCAGUGCAUAUCUUUCUCAAAUUUUCCCGGCUUUUUUGAUUGCGUAAAGUUAAUAUUAAACUAUGUGUUAAUAUUAAACUACUUCAGCCAUUAAUAGCGUUUUAUAAUAGAAAAUGUUUCAAAAAUGCUUAUUGAUAUUUAGUGGUAUAUCGACUAUAUCUUUUUACAUUUCGUAACCGCGCAUUGUGUUUCGCUAAUAGCAACUAUAUAAUAGAGAUCAUAAUAAUAGAGAGGGUUUCACCGUACACGCGCUUACGUAAGUUAUAGAACCUCCGUUACGCAGCGGGUUUCGAUAGUAUUGAAUCCUCAUACAGUAAAUUAGAUAUAACUAAUUGCAUUAUCCGUCUCUGGGACACAAGUCCCGCGAUGGCACUCUCUCAUUUGAGCGGCGGGCAAGCUCAAGUUCAUAUCGAAGUUUAACAGGACGCCUUAACAGCGUUCCGCUUAAAGUUGCCGAACCAUGACAAAGAAGUUUGAAUUUAAUUGGCGCAUCGAAGUGCCGGAGCUCCUGAGAAAGGGUGCAGUAUUCGAUCGAUGGUUCGAGGACAAAGAGACGACUGAAUAUGAACCGAGCUGUCUAUUCAAAGUUGACGAAUAUGGAUUUUUCGUUUAUUGGAAAAGCGACGGCAAGGACGGAGAAGUUAUAGAAUUGGCUCAAGUGAGCGACAUUCGUUACGGUGGCACGCCGAAGGAUCCAAAAUUAUGCAAUAAGUUAAAUAAACAUGGAACGUUAGAACAAAUAGACGAGAAAAGUUUAACUAUAUGUUCUGGAGUAGAUUAUACGAAUAUACACUACCAGCACAUUGUGUGUCCGGAUGCACAAACAGCUAAGGAUUGGCAAGCUGGUUUGCGCUUAAUUACGCACAGCACAAAAGCAUGUAAUAUUUGUCCAACAACGCAGCUUAUGAAACAUUGGAUGCGACUAAGUUUCCAAGUCGAUCCGAAAGGAAAGGUCCCCGUGAAAGUGAUAUCAAAGACUUUUGCAUCCGGAAAGACCGAGAAACUCGUUUAUCAAGGUUUAGCGGAACUAGGUUUGCCUAGUGGAAAGAACGACAAAAUAGAGCCAGAAGCUUUUACAUUCGAGAAGUUUUACGCCAUGUACUUCAAGAUUUGCCCUAGGAAUGAUAUCGAAGAACUUUUUCAAUCAAUCACGAAAGGGAAAACCGAUGCCAUAAAUUUGUUGCAAUUGGUAGAAUUUAUGAACACAAAACAAAGAGAUCCACGACUCAACGAGAUUUUAUAUCCUCUGUAUACCGAAAAGAGAUGCAAGGAAAUAAUCAAUGACUAUGAGUUGAAUGAUAAUAUGAAAGCGGAAAAUAAGUUGACGAAAGAUGGCUUUAUUCGUUACUUAAUGUCGGAUGAGAACGCGCCGGUGUUUCUAGACAAAUUAGAAGAGUGGAUGGAGAUGGAUCAGCCGCUCUCGCAUUAUUAUAUUAAUUCAAGUCACAACACUUAUCUCAGUGGUCGUCAAAUCGGUGGCAAGAGCACCGUCGAGAUGUAUCGACAAGUUCUACUUGCUGGUUGCAGAUGCGUCGAGUUAGAUUGUUGGGACGGUAAAGGCGAAGAUGAGGAGCCCAUCAUCACCCACGGCAAAGCUAUGUGCACCGACAUCCUCUUCAAGGAUGUGAUCUACGCUAUAAGAGACACCGCGUUCGUCACUACCGAUUAUCCUAUAAUUUUGAGUUUCGAAAAUCAUUGUUGCAUGAAGCAACAGUAUAAACUGGCAAAAUAUUGCGACGAAAUAUUCGGGGACCUGUUGCUAAAAGAGCCUUUGAAAGAUUAUCCCCUUGAACCUGGAUGCCCCCUCCCUCCGCCGAACGCAUUGAAGCGCAAGAUACUGAUAAAGAACAAACGAUUGAAGCCGGAAGUGGAAAAAACCGAGCUCGAGCUCUUCCGUGCAGGACAAUUUGAAGUCAAAGAUGAAGUGACAGAGGAUGCCAGUGCACCAGUAGCAGCUCCACCUCCCGAGCCGCCGAAGGAAGGCGAAGCUGCUCCCGGCGGCGAAGGAACUGAAGAGGUGCAAGCGGUUCAAUACACAGGCAGUACCAUGGCAGUUCAUCCUUGGCUCUCAUCGAUGAUAAACUACGCGCAACCAAUAAAGUUUCAAAGUUUUGAAACUGCGGAAAGCAAGAAUAUACAUCAUAAUAUGUCUUCGUUCUCCGAGACUGCCGCUCUUAACUAUCUGAAAACUCACUCCGUGGAGUUCGUUAAUUACAACAAGCGGCAAAUGAGUCGAAUAUAUCCAAAGGGCACGAGGGCUGAUUCGUCGAAUUAUAUGCCCCAGGUUUUCUGGAACGCCGGCUGUCAAAUGGUAGCUCUGAAUUUCCAAACGCCCGAUUUGCCGAUGCAGCUCAAUCAGGGGAAAUUCGAGUACAACGGCACGACGGGCUAUCUACUAAAGCCCGAUUUUAUGCGAAGACCUGAUCGAAGCUUCGAUCCUUUUUCCGAGGACGUCGAUGGCAUCAUCACCGCGCAGUGCUCAGUUCAGGUCAUAGCCGGACAAUUUUUGUCAGACAAAAAGGUGGGCACGUACGUCGAAGUGGAUAUGUACGGUCUACCGGCAGACACGAUAAAGAAAGAAUUCAGGACACGAAUGGUGCCGGCGAAUGGUCUGAAUCCGGUUUACAACGAGGAACCGUUUUUAUUCCGGAAAGUCGUGCUUCCCGAUCUGGCGGUGCUUAGAUUCGGUGUCUAUGAAGAGAAUGGCAAACUACUCGGCCAACGAAUUUUGCCAUUAGACGGUCUUCAAGCCGGCUAUAGGCACAUCUCUUUGAAGACUGAAGCUAAUUUUCCGAUGGCAUUGCCCAUGCUUUUCUGCAACAUAGAGCUAAAGAUUUAUGUGCCUGACGGAUUCGAAGACUUUAUGGCCGCCUUGUCGGAUCCAGGCGGCUUUUCCAAGGCUGCUGAGAAGCAAACCGAAACAAUGAAGAAUCUCGGAAUAGAACAGACGGAUUCCAAAGCGGAAGCUAAGAAGAAGAAAGAGGAAGAAGCAAAGAGAGAGGAAUUGAAAUUGGAACCUAUCACGUUAGACUCCUUGAAAAAAGAGAAGGGGUUCAAAAUGGGUAAGAAGCAUCAGAAAGAAUUGGAUGCGAUGAGAAAAAAACAUUUGAAAGAGAAACAAACAAUGCAAAAGAACCAUUGCAGCACUAUCGAGAAGCUCACCAAAGGAAAAGAUAAAACUGCUCUAGCGCAAGAUGCCAAUUUGAAAAAAAUUAUUAGUGAACAAACGGCUCAAUGGUCCGCUAUGGUGGAGAAGCAAAGAAAAGAGGAGUGGGAAUUAUUGAAGAAUCAAACACAGAGCGCACGCGAUGAAUUAAAGAGAUUGAUCGAGAUCGUGCAAGCCACGCAAGUUAAACAGAUGCAAACGAAACAUGACAAAGAUAUGAAAGACUUGAAUUCCAAUCAAGCAAAAGUGUCUGUGGAAACGGCGAAGGAAGUGAUGAACGAUAAGACUUUGAAGACGAAGGGUGAUAAGGACAGGCGGCUUCGCGAAAAGAAGCAGCAAAACACGAAGAAAUUCGUGGAUGAGAGGAAGACCAUCGAGAUUAAGCAGAGUCGUGAAAAAGAAAAGCUAAAAGUUACGCACGAAAAGCAAGUGGCAAACUUGGACAACGAUAUUGAAGGGAGUAUUGAAUUGUAUACGAAGGAAGCAGUUGAAUAUGAUAUAUCCUGCAAGGCGCAGUUCUACGUAUAAUUUUUUUAAGCAUUUCUUUGACGUGAUUAUAUUUUAUUAAUAUUUUUGUCUUAUAUUUUGUGCU
Messenger RNA from Linepithema humile (Argentine ant), 3856 nucleotides. RefSeq names its product 1-phosphatidylinositol 4,5-bisphosphate phosphodiesterase-like. The record is from RefSeq and is a predicted model, not a curated record. Gene Ontology annotation, biological process: phosphatidylinositol-mediated signaling; lipid metabolic process; release of sequestered calcium ion into cytosol. Gene Ontology annotation, molecular function: calcium ion binding; phosphatidylinositol-4,5-bisphosphate phospholipase C activity. Lineage: Eukaryota; Metazoa; Arthropoda; Insecta; Hymenoptera; Formicidae.